UAUGGAUAUGGAUCCUAGAAAGGAGUCCAGCCAAUGCCAGUCACCAAGUGUUAAACACAAACGGUCCAACUCUGCAACAGAGGAAUCCAUAACGUGUAUAGUGAAAAAGAUAAUGAAUGACGUCAAGAUGAAACUUCAAAAUGAAGAGAAGACAAAGCUCAAUGAUUUUCUGAAGAAUAAAAUCUCUGAUUUGGAGACAAGAAAAAGGAUGCUGGUCGGUGUCUUUGGAAGAACCGGGGCUGGAAAGAGCUCUUUGAUAAAUGCCAUCGUUGGAGAGAAGAAUCUUCUGCCCUCUGGAAGCGUCUGUGCAUGCACCUCAGUCAUGUUCAAAGUGGAGGCAAACAACGACAGCAAAAAGUAUGAGGCAGAAAUUGAGUUCAUUAAAGAAGAGGACUGGAAAGAGGAGUUGUGGAAUUACAAGAAUCUUCUGGAUGAUGAUGAUGAUGCUCGUGAAAAGAUGACAGCACUGUACGGAGAAGAUUGCAAAUCAAAAUCUGUCAUAGAACUCAUGGACAAGAAAUAUUUCAAAGGAAUUCCUGAAUUCCUCACUCCGACCAAGAAAACGUUGAAAUGUGAAUCUGCUAAAGAGCUAAGUGAAAAAAUUGUCAAAUACAUAAGUGCCUCAAACGAGGAAGACGAUGGAGUGAGACAGUACUGGCCCUUAGUGGAAUGCGUGACUGUCAGGUUGCCUAACAAGGACCUUCUCCAGCAUGUCACACUUGUGGACCUUCCAGGAAAUGGAGACCGUAACAAGAGCAGAGACAACAUGUGGAAAAAGAUGGUUGGAAGUUGUUCUACUGUGUGGAUUUCGGCUGACAUUACUCGAGCAGUAGCAGAGAAAGACGCUUGGGAGAUCCUGCAAAAUGCCAAUAGCCUGAUGGGAAAUGGUGGCGAGUGUCAGCGCAUUCACUUCAUCUGCACCAAGUCUGAUAAUGUUGAUGAUUCCGAUGAUCAGUCAGUUCGUGAUCUUGUGCUCAAAAGAAACCGAGACGCCAAGCGCAUAGUGAAUGCAGAAUUCCAAAAAGAAUACCCACAAUCCAGCAAACAAUUCUCAUUCGAAGUGUUCACUGUGAGCUGCAAGGAGUUUCAUAAAAGCAGACAUCUACAGCCAGAUGACACCGAAAUUCCCAAACUUCGGGAUGUUCUGCAAAAUCUGAAUAACAAUCACUCAGAGGCAUUCAACUAUGUGUCUGGAGCUCGUGGGAUUCUCUCUCUGAUUCAAGGGACAAGAUACAGGGGCGUGGCUGACAGUAAAAUGAAGGCUUGCAGAGACCUUAAAGAAAAGAUGCGGGAUAAACUCAAAGUACUCAAGAAAACAAUCGCCAAGACUUACAGGACUUUUGAACGAUGCCUCACUGAGGGGGUUGAAGAAUCACAAGAAUCAUGUGAAAGACGGAUGCACUCCAUGUUACAUCCUCGAGGAGAAAAUGGUAGUGCCUUCCACAAGAGAUUGAAGUUUGCUGUUAACAACGAUGGCGUCUUCAACGCAAAGAAUGGAAGGAAAACGAACAUCAACACGACUUUAAGUUCAGAACUGACUGGCAGCAUUGAUGACGAAUUCAGGAUGACCUUCCCAAAUGAAGAUAAAAGUGGACCAUUCAAGGGCGCCAUUGAUUCGUUUUCACUGGACACAGAGAGAAUGAUUAACACCUACAAAGAUGUUCGUCUGCAACUGCGUUUUCUCAAGACAGAGGAGGACAAACUGAAGACAAAACUCAAAAAAAUCAUCCGGGAGGAUAAGAAAACAGUCUACAGCAGUCUGACAUCGACAAUCGAGGAAAACAUGCAGAAAUGCUAUACAGACGCAGCUAAGAUUACAGGAGUCGGCUCCCUGGAAAACAUGAGGUGCAAAAUCAAGAAACAUUUACAUGAUCAAAAGGACACCAUGUUUCAGAUGGCGAAAGACAACAUGCUGAAGCAACUAAAUGAGUUGAGGGGGAAAAUCUUGAUAAAGCUGAAGGAAACCCUGAUGGAAUCAAUCCAGCUGUCACUCGGGACGGAUGACUGCUCAUUCCCAGAUGUUUCAGGAGAGCUUGCCAGGGUGGGGAAAUUCUACAAUCAACUGAAAGCCGACCUAAAUCCAAACUGAGCUUUCAAACAGAUGUUCCUAACUGUCAAUGAAAAAUAAUGACAACACAUAACAAGAAUAACACAACAAAUAUACUCAUUACACAAC
This is a messenger RNA of Limanda limanda (common dab), 2176 nucleotides long. Its product is annotated as nuclear GTPase SLIP-GC-like. Gene Ontology annotation, molecular function: GTPase activity. The record is from RefSeq and is a predicted model, not a curated record. The coding region runs from base 2 to 2089 and encodes 695 amino acids. The transcript is spliced from 16 exons. NCBI's taxonomy places the organism in Eukaryota, Metazoa, Chordata, Actinopteri, Pleuronectiformes, Pleuronectidae.